UUGUUUGUAGUGCUGUUAAGACAAGUUUCCGAUAUGAAAGUCGUUAAAGAAAUCACGUUGAGGAUCGCAUUUAAUGUCUGUGGCUUAGUACUAAUAGUAUUCGGUAUAGUGUUUACAAUAAUUUGGCCCAGUAUCUUUGACGAUAUAAUGGCAACAGAAAUGCAACUUACACCAACAUCUCUCAGCUUUGAAGCUUGGAAGCAGCCGCCGAUUAACUUAAGUCUGGAUAUUUAUAUGUUCAAUUGGACAAAUCACGAGGAUUACAAAAAUCAUUCGACUCAACCGCAUUUCAUGCAAUUAGGUCCAUACAGAUUCACCGAAAAACCGGAUAAAGUGGAUAUAAAAUUUAAUCCGGAGAAUUCAACAGUGACUUAUCGUCGCUUAAGUAUGUUUCAUUUCGACGCGGCCGGUUCGAAUGGCAGUUUGGAUGACAUUGUCACUACAGUAAAUCUUGUGGCGCUGUCAGCCGCACAAAAAGGUAAAUUUGCCGACAUAUUUAAGACAAAAAGUAUCUCGCUAGGUCUGUCGAUGCAUGACCAAAAAAUUCACGUUACAAAAUCCGUCGGUGAACUGUUAUUCGAAGGCUACGAGGACAAAAUGAUGAGUCUUGCUAGGAAGAUUUCCUUUUUGGAUGGUGAAAAAAUACCUUUUGACCGUGUUGGUUGGUUCUAUCAGCGAAAUAAUUCGGCUGAUUUAACCGGAUGGUACAAUGCACACACGGGUGUCGACGACAUCAGUCAAAUUGGUGUGUUGAAAAAUUGGAAUUUUAAAGACACUAGUGGAGCGUUCGAAGGCAAUUGUGGACUGAUUCAUGGCUCUGCUGGGGAAUUUUUCGCACCAAAGCAAUCUCGUUACAGCACAAUUUCAAUUUUUACUCCGGAUAUGUGUCGCAGUAUUCCAUUGGAUUACGAGAAAGACGUCGACGUGCGCGGUUUGUUGGGAUACAAGUUUAUUGGUGGAAAAAGAUCUGUUGAUAAUGGAUCACUGUACCCGGAAAAUAAAUGUUAUGCUCCGGGCGAAGGAUCCUGUUCCGGUGUUUUGAAUAUUAGCUCGUGUCGUUUCGGUGUCCCAGUUUUCAUGUCUUAUCCACAUUUUUAUGGAGCCGAUCCUUACUUUAUUAAACAAAUUGAUGGAAUGAAUCCUGACGAAGGGAAACAUCAAUUUUAUAUUACUUUGGAACCAUCUACAGGAAUGGCUCUAGAUGUAGCUGCUAGACUUCAAAUCAAUUUACUCAUUACCCCAAGUCCUACUAUUGGAAUGUACAAAAACGUUCCAAAACACUUUAUGCCGAUUCUUUGGUUCGAACAACGGGUAACUGUAUCUCCGGAAAUAGUGGCUAAAAUCCGCUUGGCAACUGGUAUUCCAUGUAUUGGUCAAGUCGGUUCACUAACUGUGUUAGCUAUCGGUGUGAUUAUGGUGUUAUGGCUUCCCAUCCAUCGCUUUUUGUGUAAACGAGUUACUGGUAAAGUGCACUCUAAUGGCCGAAUGACGGAUGAUCGUGUGAUCAUUUGUGAAGAAUUAGACAAAGAAAAUAAACUGGAAGACCGACCGUUAUUGAUGACGAAAGAGAUACUCAACAAAAGUGUGUAAUUUGUAAGACACUUUAAAAGACUGAUUUGAAUAAGUCACAUGACAAAAUCGAUAGUAGUAAAUCAGCAAAGAAAUGGAUGAUUUGAUGACAAUGCCAGCAACUUAACUUUAAAAACAUUAAAAUAGAGUGCUUUGAGAGAGAUGGCGAACCGACAACCUAUUGUUCCAUCUCGGGGUCUGCUGUCAGAUUCUUUUGUAUUAUCGAUGACAGCACACUCCGAGUUGAUUUUCCAUCUCGCUCUACUUAAACACCGUAUAGUUCUUGCAUUUGAUUAUGAGCUUUAAAAAUAAGUAAUGGGUCAGCACGACAUAGUAAACACCGGCAGUAAUGGCUGAUUUGACGGACCUUCUAAUUCGUGAGACUUAGAAUUUAAGCAAUUAAGGAGACGCCCUAUCUAAUAAUAAUAAAAGACU
Molecule: messenger RNA, 2004 nt
Organism: Bradysia coprophila
Lineage: Eukaryota; Metazoa; Arthropoda; Insecta; Diptera; Sciaridae
Product: protein peste-like
Cellular component (GO): cytoplasm; membrane
Molecular function (GO): scavenger receptor activity
Source: RefSeq, a predicted model, not a curated record